Molecule: messenger RNA, 1132 nt
Organism: Closterium sp. Naga37s-1
Lineage: Eukaryota; Viridiplantae; Streptophyta; Zygnematophyceae; Desmidiales; Closteriaceae
Source: the annotation of a GenBank genome assembly
UGGAUGCAGGGGAGCAAGAUAAGCAUGGACGACAAGUCAGGGGAGGAGAGGAAGGCGGCUAUGAGAGAGGAGCUGGGUCGAACCAACGAGGCUUUAAGGGAGUUUGGGCGGAGGGCGAGGGAAGCAGAGCAGCUGCUUCUGGCUGUGCUGGAUGAACACAAGGGCUUUAACUACACGACCUUCGCGCCGCCCGAAUACGCCCUAGGUGCACCUCUCCUCGCCGCCCUCCCCCCUGCGCCACAGGAUGAGCAGCUUAGAAUGUCUUUAUUAUACCACUGUACUGAUGAGAAGGCCCUUGGGAUUAUCCGGAAGGAAAAGAAGAGGGAAAAGGAGAGUGGGAAGGCGAGGAGGAGUGGGGUUGGUGGGGUGGAAGGAGGGGAAUCAGGGCCUAUCAGCCCUCGGCCUGCACCCACUGCUGCUGCGGCUGGGAAGGCAGCAGGGAAAGCAGGGGAGGCUGAUUUUGCUGCUGCUGCAGCAGCGGCAGCAGCAGCGGCGGCAGGAGCAGGAGGAGCAGGGAAAGGGGUGCCAGUGGGUCUGCCUCCCCCUCCCCCGGGGUGGAAACCGGGGGACCCGCUCCCUUCCUUUUCAGACCUUGCUGCUGCCGCUGCCACCGCCGCCGCUGUAGCAGGAAAAGCAGCAGCAGGAGGGGCAGCAGCAGGGGUACCCCCACCUAUGCCUGCUGGGUGGAAACCAGGAGAUCCCCUCCCCCUCCCUCCCCCUCCUCCGGGGUGGAAACCUGGAGACCCCCUCCCAACUCUUCCCACCGCUGCCGCUUUUCCAUCUGCUGCUGCGGCCACUCCUGCUGCUCCUUCUGCUGCUGCUGGCGCUGCUGCUGCUGCUCCUACUCCAUCCAUUCCCCCAGCCGUACCCAUGCCCGCCCUUCCCACCAUGCCUGCAGGUUGGAAACCGGGGGAUCCCAUACCCCUCCCCUUACCAGGCGCCGCUCCCGUGCCCCUGCCAGUGGCAGCAGGUGUACCUCCCUCAGAUGUACCUCCCCCGAGCGUGCCUGCCGCCGCUGCUGUUGCUGUGGCUGGCAUGGUGGUGGGACCUGGGGAAGGUGUUAUCCGGCCCGCAGCUGUGGCAGGGGCAGGGAAAGAAGCGGCAGCAGGAAAGGAAAGAGCAGCAGGGGCAG